UUAGAGCUUGGAGAGAAGAAGCAGAGAGGCACAGAGGACAGACAGACAAACAAGAGACAUUCCACAGGGCUUUUGGUUCUCACUUCACAGGAGCUUGCCAUGACAUUUGCUUCUUGCCCCCGAAAUGCACCAUCAGGCAGAGGAAUUGUGAAGUACAAGUGCUGAGAAGCAGAGCUGGAGCAAGGGGGAGAUAUUGCAGCAGGGGGAAUAUUAAGAUUUUCUACUGGUGUUUAAAUUUUUUUUUUUGGAAGGUGGGUGGGGGGGUGGGGGGGGAUUUCUUUUUUUUUUUUUGUACAAAAAAUGGCAGCCAACUGUACUGCCAGUGCCAGCAAGACCAAAACCAAGAAGAAACACUUUGUGGCUCAGAAGGUGAAGCUGUUCAGAGCCAGUGAACCCCUGCUUAGUGUCCUCAUGUGGGGAGUGAACCACACUAUCAAUGAACUGAGUCAUGUUCAGAUUCCUGUUAUGUUGAUGCCAGAUGACUUCAAAGCCUUCAGCAAGAUAAAAGUGGACAAUCACCUUUUUAACAAGGAGAAUCUCCCAAGUCGUUUCAAAUUUAAGGAGUAUUGUCCGAUGGUUUUUAGGAAUCUGCGGGAGAGAUUUUGCAUUGACGAUCAGGAUUACCAGCGGUCUUUGUCAAAGCUUCCAACACAGGAGCUGGAUAAAGUAACAGUGAACAUGGGUUUAGCCCGUCAGAACUCGGUAACACGGAGUGCACCCGUCAACAGCGACGCACAAAACCGAAUGGGAGCUAGGUUCUUAACUACGUACGACAAGAGAUUCGUCAUAAAAACCAUAACUAGUGAGGAUGUAGCGGAAAUGCACAAUAUUUUAAAGAAAUACCAUCAGUACAUUGUGGAAUGCCAUGGCAACACACUACUUCCCCAGUUCCUGGGCAUGUAUCGGUUAACAGUGGACGGCGUGGAGACAUAUAUGACCGUAACAAGAAAUGUAUUUAGUCACAGACUUACUGUCCACAGGAAAUAUGAUCUGAAGGGUUCAACAGUGUCAAGGGAAGCCAGUGGAAAAGAAAAGGCCAAGGAGCUGCCAACGCUGAAAGACAACGACUUUCUCAAUGAAGGGCAGAGAAUUCAAAUAGGAGAUGAAAAUAAAAAGAUGUUUCUGGACAAACUCAAGCGUGAUGUUGAGUUUUUAGCACAGCUGAAGAUCAUGGACUACAGCCUGUUGGUUGGCAUCCACGACGUUGACCGAGCCGAACAGGAAGAGGUGGAGGUGGAGGAGAAAGGUGAAGAGGAGGACUGUGAAAACGACGGAAUGAGUCAUCCUGUUGGUUCGUACGGAACUCCACCAGACAGUCCCGGAAAUAUGUUGAACUUCCCGCGAAUCUUUGGACCGGGAGACUUUGACCCGACAGUGGACGUGUAUGCUAUAAAGAGCCAGGACAUCACACUGGCUAAUUUUCCAGAUGCUCCAAGGAAGGAAGUCUUCUUCAUGGCGAUAAUCGACAUUUUAACUCACUACGAUGCAAAGAAGAAAGCUGCCCAUGCUGCCAAAACAGUGAAACACGGGGCUGGUGCUGAGAUCUCGACAGUCAACCCCGAACAAUACUCGAAGCGUUUCUUAGAAUUUAUGUCCAACAUCAUCACAUAGUGCCACGCAGCGCACCCUACACGCACAACCAGAGACUACUGCUCAGUAGCCAAUGCAGCAAUGUGGGAACGAACACUUUGACACCGUAGUGCUGCGUGCAGUAUUGAAAGUGCAGAGACUAAUCUCAAAAUCACAUCCUUUAGAAACAAAAGAAACAAAAACACACACACACA
Messenger RNA from Amblyraja radiata (thorny skate), 1784 nucleotides. RefSeq names its product phosphatidylinositol 5-phosphate 4-kinase type-2 beta. Gene Ontology annotation, biological process: phosphatidylinositol phosphate biosynthetic process. The transcript has 11 exons. Lineage: Eukaryota; Metazoa; Chordata; Chondrichthyes; Rajiformes; Rajidae. Gene Ontology annotation, cellular component: plasma membrane. Bases 301 to 1611 code for a protein of 436 amino acids. Gene Ontology annotation, molecular function: 1-phosphatidylinositol-4-phosphate 5-kinase activity; 1-phosphatidylinositol-5-phosphate 4-kinase activity. The record is from RefSeq and is a predicted model, not a curated record.